AGUUAAAGGGUUUUGCUGAGCCAUCACAGAAUGCUAUCAAAACCCUCUUUCAGUACAGAGGCUGCCCGCAGUUCCUGGUCUGUCCUGUCCCCCUGAUUUUCCUAAAGGGCAGUCUCACCCUGUUCUCUAUAUUUCCUAACAGAAGAUCAAAACAAGCCUGCCAUCAUGUCUGAAAAAAAGAUGACCUCAAGCCGUCGGCACCAUCUCAAAAGUUUGAUAUUGGGUAUAGCCAAGGACCUGCUGGAGGCUGAUGAAAAGCGGGUAGAGCAGGAAAGAGUUCAAUAUAUGGAAGAGAAAUGCGUUCCUCUAUCUCUGCCUGGCUCAGUGCAGGAAUUACAGGACCUGUGCAAAGAGCUUCAUCAGAAGAUUGAUGUGGUAGACGAGGAGAGAUAUGACCUGUCUGUUAAAGUGGCCAAAAGCGAAAAAGAGAUUGAAGAUCUGAAGAUAAAGGUUCAGGACCUGAUAGGUAAAUUCAAGAAACCCGCACUUAAGAAAGUGCGUAUGUCUGCUGACAGCAUGCUGCAGGCCCUGCUGGGCUCCAAACACAAGGUGUCUCUGGACCUGAGAGCCAACCUCAAACAGGUCAAGAAAGAGGUCAAGGAGGAGGAUAAGGAGGCAGUGGGAGACUGGCGUAAGAACGUCGAGGAUAAGGCUGGCAUGGGCGGCAGGAAGAAGAUGUUUGAGUCUGAUGCUUAAACAGGCAGCCGCUUGACUUUUGGAGUUAAUUUUCUGAUGGACUUUCAGUUGUCGCUGUUGCAAAGUUGUCAAAAAGUGCUUUUACAUCCAAACUACACAACCAUCAAACCAACAGUAACUAAGCUAAUCAUAAUACGCAGAAUGUUAUGUACUACAUGAGUGAUGAUCCGUGAACUCACCUUAACAAAUAAAAGUAGUAAAAGAAA
Messenger RNA from Puntigrus tetrazona (Sumatra barb), 902 nucleotides. RefSeq names its product troponin I type 2b (skeletal, fast), tandem duplicate 2 (gene tnni2b.2). Gene Ontology annotation, biological process: muscle contraction. The record is from RefSeq and is a predicted model, not a curated record. The coding region runs from base 166 to 696 and encodes 176 amino acids. Gene Ontology annotation, cellular component: troponin complex. NCBI's taxonomy places the organism in Eukaryota, Metazoa, Chordata, Actinopteri, Cypriniformes, Cyprinidae. The transcript has 7 exons.